AUGGACGAGCCACAAUCCGCAGAAGUUGAUGUGUCAUCGCUGCCUGUGCGUUCUUCGUCGCCUUCACCAUCUAUUCCUGCCACGCCAGCUAUAUCCGCAUACUCUUCGCCAGACCGCACCUUCUCCUCCGUCUCGUCCCACUCUGCUUCCUCCGCGACCUCUGCCGAUGCUCGCUCCACAAUCUCAACAUCCUCUCGGCGCCAUGGAUAUAUCCGUGCCUUGGGAGCUGAGUUCUCUAGCUCGGCCCGUCACCGGGAUAGUGUUAUGAGUCUGGGCAGUAUUGCCCAUUUGCAAUAUUACUUCGCUCGCACGGGGCUAUUAGACGGGAAGACGGGCCGAGGCAAGGAGUUGAAGAAGAAGAAUGGCGAGAAUGUGCCCCGAUUGUUGAUCACCCCGAACCAGGCAAAUAUGGAUGAUCAGGACUUUGUGGCUAGUCCAUCCGACAUGACUGACUCGCCGGAGUUUGAUCCAAACUUUGACGAUGAGGAGGGGGAGGUCAUGCUACCUCCCACCGUCAGUACCUACAGCAUUAAAACACACCAUAUCCCCCCUCCGCCAGACGUGGUCUCUCUACGCCGGGAUCUGCAAGUCGCAUUGGAUAAAGCAGAGAGUAAUAUUGAAGCGAUUGAGAAUGGCGUUGAGCCGCCACCCCGCGAGCCGAUACGAACUAGCCUAUCGCCCGGGGACGUUCCUGAGACUUUAGAAGAUGAAUCCUCACGGGAAGCACCGACACCACAGACGAAGGAGGAGGCGCAAGGCAUGUGCAUUCUGGAUGAUGUUACGUUGGCGAUUCGCGCCGCGAAGAUCUAUUAUACUACGCACCCGCACCCUGAUCGUCUCGCUUCCAUAAAAAGUGAGCGCGAUAUUCGACAGGAAUUGUUCCAAGUUCUAGAUGCAUUGAAACGCUGGGCAGCUCGGCACUUUGCCUGUGGGCUGCGACCCGAAGAACGUGAUGUGAUCCAGGGUUGGAUUUCUGGGGUUCGAAUAAUGCUAGUUAGAGAGAAAGCACUAGAGGAUCUCGAAGCUCAGGAGCGAGAGAAUUGGGACUGGGCUCGCGGCGACUGGACUGGACGAGAACGGUCCCGCGAGGAAUCAUUCCUCCGAAGCUUGAUGCCUGGUGGCCAUACUUUACCCGAAUGGACUGCUAUCGAAGAUGAUGCUAGCAGUGAAAGUUUGCCAACCCCGUUUCUUGAACGUUUUAGAGAUGGUCGGAUCCUGGUCCAGUUACACAACAUUGCGGUCAAAAAGUCUAAGCGGCCAUUUGGAGAUAUUAAGGCUUACCAUCAGGAUAUCGCAAAACCGUACCGACAAGCGGAGAAUCUACGGUUCUGGAUCAAGGCCGCGGAAUUGCGGUGGGAGCUCCGGUUCCAGGUUGAUGUGAUGGGCGUUGUACAGGGCAGUGAUACGGCCUGGAGGCAGUUCGAUAACGCAAUGCUAGCGUGGUGCAGGACUGUUCGUGAGGAACUGGUACGGGAUUGGCAAGCAGCCAACCCUGGACGCCCGCCUAGCGCGGGUCUAAUUUGA
Messenger RNA from Penicillium angulare, 1524 nucleotides. RefSeq lists its product as uncharacterized. The transcript has a single exon. The record is from RefSeq and is a predicted model, not a curated record. NCBI's taxonomy places the organism in Eukaryota, Fungi, Ascomycota, Eurotiomycetes, Eurotiales, Aspergillaceae. Bases 1 to 1524 code for a protein of 507 amino acids.